AUGGAAAAUCUUAAAAUUCCCGCAAAUAGACUACUCGGCAAAAUAGGAGAAGGAUACAAAUAUGCAAUUGAUAUUUUAAAUGAGGGCAGAAUUGGGAUAGCUGCUCAGAUGAUCGGUCUUGCCCAGGGAGCUUUUGAUGCUACUCUUCCCUAUUUAUCGGAGAGGAAGCAAUUUGGAAAACCAAUUGGCGAAUUCCAGAUCGCCACUGAAAUUGAGGCUGCAAGAUUAUUGACAUACAAUGCUGCCCGCCUAAAGGAGGCAGGAGAGCCUUUCAUCAAGGAGGCGGCAAUGGCUAAACUGUUUUCAUCCCAAAUUGCGGAGCGAGCAUCAUCCAAAUGCAUUGAAUGGAUGGGUGGCAUCGGAAUUACCAAGGAAAUUCCCGUCGAAAAGUAUUAUAGAGAUUGCAAAAUUGGAGCUAUUUACGAAGGCACAAGUAACAUCCAGCUGCAGACUAUUGCAAAGAUCAUCUCAAAGCAAUAUUCAAAUUCUUCCAAAAAUUAA
Messenger RNA from Mitosporidium daphniae, 501 nucleotides. RefSeq lists its product as uncharacterized. NCBI's taxonomy places the organism in Eukaryota, Fungi, Microsporidia. The transcript has 2 exons. Gene Ontology annotation, molecular function: acyl-CoA dehydrogenase activity. The coding region runs from base 1 to 501 and encodes 166 amino acids. Gene Ontology annotation, cellular component: mitochondrion. The record is from RefSeq and is a predicted model, not a curated record.